Molecule: messenger RNA, 5167 nt
Organism: Styela clava
Lineage: Eukaryota; Metazoa; Chordata; Ascidiacea; Stolidobranchia; Styelidae
Product: epiplakin-like
Biological process (GO): hemidesmosome assembly; intermediate filament cytoskeleton organization; wound healing
Cellular component (GO): sarcolemma; focal adhesion; intermediate filament
Molecular function (GO): ankyrin binding; cadherin binding; structural constituent of cytoskeleton
Source: RefSeq, a predicted model, not a curated record
UUUCAUUUCAGCCAAAACCAGCACAAGUUACGAUGGAGGGAACUCAAACUGAGAUGGCUAAGUCAUCAUCGUCAUCCUCGUCCUCAUCGUCGUCAUCAUCUGAAGCUGGGAUGGAAAUUUCAGUUAUUACUGGGGAGAUGUCAACACAAACAGCGGAUUUUCCUAAUAAAAAGAAGAAACGCAAAGUGCCUAGAUCACAAAAAUACAAACCAUCACCAUCAUCAACAAUUGAACGCGAAUCGAGCAUGAGAUCCAGUUCGAUGCCAUCUUCUGAAUCUGAGAAAGAAAUAGUUCAACGAUAUGCUUCCCAAGCACAAGGACAACCGAGAUAUGGACCCAGACCAUGGAGCCCAUCUUCGCGAACAGAGGGUGAUGCGUCACCAAUUUCUGCCACAUCAACUCAGACAUUGGUUGCUCCAACAACCAAAACACCACAAAAGAAGAAACCAAAAGUAAUACGUGGUCCACAAGAUCCGAUGGUAAUGGGAAUGGCUGAUGCGGAAACCCAAACCUUGAAAUUGGAAUCAACAACGUCAUCCGAUUCAUCGUCAUCUGAAGAUAAACAACCAGUUGAACCAAAAGUAAUUGAUUUGUAUGAGAAAGGAAUACAGAAAUCGGCUUCUUCAUCGUUGUCUGAAUCAGAUGAAGGAAGGCGAAGAAUCCGUGUACGAACCCAGCGCGACAUUGCCGUGAAACUCAUUGAUCAGCAUUUAGUUGCCACUGGAACUGACACGGACGAAAAAGACAUCAAAAUGGUGACGUCUGAAGCACAUCUCGAACGCAAACAAGAUCUAAAACCUAUUUCACUUGACAUCGCACCGGAAGAUCAUUACAAGACAGAAACUGCAGUCGAUUUGCCUCCUCCUCCAAAGAAGGUUAUAUUUACAACAUCAUGGGGAAAAACGGUCGAUCUCAUAACUUUACAUGAUGCCGGGAUCAUCGAUUCAAACACGAAGAUGAAACUAGAAUCAGGACAGAUGGAGCCAACUGAUGAAAUUGUUGUGCAACUUAUAACCCCAUAUAUUACAAGCAAUAGACCUAUUGGCGGAAUUCUUUUAGUUGAAAGCGGUACGAAGAUCUCGAUUAUUGAAGCAGCGAAAAGAGGUCUACUUCGCCGUAGUACAGCAAUUGGAUUAUUAGAGGCACAGGCAGCAACUGGUAAUAUUGUUGAUCCUUACACUGGUAAAACCAUGACAGUGGCGGAGGCAUACAAAGAAGGAUUUAUUGACAGUGGAUACGAAGCAACAUUAGCCAGAGCAGAGCGAGCUGUUCACGGUUACACAACAAGAACUAGUGAUGAAGUAUAUUCCGUCUUUGAAGCAAUGGAUAAGAGAAUUAUUACUCAAAGCCAAGGAAUUCGACUAUUAGAAGCGCAGUUGGCCACAGGAGGUAUUAUUGAUCCUAAAGCAAAUCACAGGCUGCCUCUUGAAGCUGCAUAUAGAAGAAGGUUGUUGAAUCAGCAUACUCUAAAUGUGCUCUACGAUAAGAGUGACGACAGUAAGAGCUUCGUUGACCCUAACACACAAAAGAAUAUGUCGUACCAAGAGAUUGUGUCUCUUUGUGUAACUGAUGUUGAAACAGGAGUGCUUUUGUUCCCGCUCGAAUCUCAAGAACGCGGUCGCGGACCUAAGACUUCUGUAAGCGUACGUUCAUCCACAAGCCUUGACGUCAUAUCGCCUUCCCGUUCCAAAUCCAGAGAGAGAAAAGAGGAAUUUUCUCUUCCGAGAACAUCAGCAUCCGAAUCGUCCUCAGACGAGAGAAGAAUACGAAAAAAGACAACGAGAGAAAUUGAAACAUCUUCCGCGAGAAUUGAAUUGGUUAAAACACCAGUUAUGUCAGGUGAUGAUGACGAUUCGUUUCCAAUAAAAAGAUCCCAAAUUCAAAAGAAACCGAAUUCUUCUGAUGAAGAACGGCAACGUAAGAUCCGCUCGGAAAUGACAAGGAUGAUUGAAAAGGAUGUUGAUAUAGAAACGAGAGAAAUUUCUACGAAGAGUGUCGUGCUCGAGAGCUCUCAACAAUUUUCUCCUGUUGAAUUUGAUGUAAAAGUAGAAGAGUCCGAUACCAAGAAGCCCGGUUCAAGUAGCAGCAGUGCCGAAGAUGAAAAAAUGGAUGUACAAACAACGAAAGAUGUAAUUGUAGAAGAAUCAAAAGAUUCUUUGUCUAGUAUGUCUACUACAACUACAAUAAUAACAACGACGGAAACUUUCAAGAGCAAAUUACAGAGAAAAAGGUCUAGUAAAGACAUAAAAUUCAAAUCGGGAUGGAAUAGACAGGCAACUCUACAAGACUUGUUUGCAUCUGGAGUUGUUUCUCAAGAAACUGUCAAAGAGCUUGAAGAAGGUACAAUUGAGGAGAAAGACGUAGAAGCGAAGCUUCAGCAAUAUUUGGUCGGAGCUGAACCAAUAUCUGGUAUUUUGUUGUCAGAUAGUGGCGAAAAGAUUUCAAUUUAUGCUGCUUGGAGGAAAGGAUUCAUAAGACGGGGGACAUCUAUUAGCCUGUUGGAAGCACAGGCAGCAACUGGAAGAAUUUUAGAUCCACAAACUGGAGCAAGAUAUUCCGUACAGGAAGCAUCCAAGCACGGAUUAAUUGACAGACAAUUUGAAGCGGUGCUAACAAGAGCGGAGAGAGCAGUGUAUGGCUUCACUACACGUCUGAGCUCUCAAGUUUUCUCUUUAUUCGAAGCGAUGAAGAGAGGACUCGUCGUUGAAAAACACGGAAUUCGACUUCUAGAAGCCCAGAUAGCAACGGGAGGAAUCAUCGAUCCCAAUGCAAACCAUCGUUUGCCAGUAGAUGUCGCAUACGAGCGAGGUUUGUUCGAUCAAAGAAUGAAUGAGAUUCUGGAGGAUCCUGGUGAUGACACAAGAGGAUUCUUUGAUCCUAAUACCGAAGAAAAUCUCACCUACUUGGAACUGAUGGAAAGAUGUGUUAUAGACUCUGAUACCGGUAUGAGAUUGUUACCACUACGGUCGCAUCGGGCUGUCAGUUCCGCAAAGAGGUCAAAGGUAAUGUUCCAAUCACGAACAGGGCGCCAGGUCACAUUGCACGAUUUAGUAUUGGCAAGGAGGGUGGAUGAGUCCACUGCAAAACGAGUAGAAGAAGGGAAGGUAUCACAAGGAGAGAUAGAUAAUAUGGUUGCCAAAUUAAGAGUUUUUGUAGAUGGAACGAUGCCCAUAGCUGGAGUGAUCAAUACAGAUACUGGUGAGCGAUUCAGUAUUUACGAAGCUGCCAAAUCUGGUUUGAUCAGACGAGGAACAGCGUUUGAACUAUUGGAAGCUCAAGCAUGCUGUGCUAAAAUCAUAGAUGUACAAACUGGAAAAGUAAUUACGAUAGAAACAGCAAUUAGAUCGGGAAUCAUCGACAGGGAAUUUAAAGAUGUCGUAGAACGAGCUCACCGUGCUGUUACCGGCUACAGAGAGCCAUUCAAACGAGAACUUCUAUCUUUGUGUGAAGCUAUGAAUCGCCAUAUUGUGGUUCGAAGACAUGGAAUAAGAUUGCUUGAGGCUCAAAUCGCAACAGGAGGUAUUUUUGACAUCAAGAGCCCUGUACGCAUAACACCAGAAGUUGCAUUGAAGCGAGCAUUGGUUGAUGCUAAACUUGCAGAAGAUCUUGAAAAUAAAACAACACAAAGCUAUUUCGAUCCUGUAACUGGAGAAAAUUUGAAUUAUUCUGAAUUGAUGGGAAGAUGCGUCACCGAUAAAGACACCGGUCUUUUAUACUUGAUGGUUGAAGGGGGCACAGUAACGGGAUAUGUUCGUCCUUUUGAGCCAGAACAUGCCAGUAAAAUCAGAUCGCAGUCCGAAAACCCAGCAAGAAUAACUACAGAGGAAGUGACAACUACGAGAAGUGUCAGUGCUUCAAGAACUUCUACAGAUGUUUCUACUGAGAGUAAAUCUGAAUCAUCAACAAGAAAAACUAAGAAAUCAAAGAGCACCAAAGAUAGCAGAAUGUCAACAUCGUCAAUGGACUCUGGAGGAAGUUCUCCUUCGUCACCAUCCAUCUUAAGUCGGAAAGUGAUCAUCGUUGAUCCCGAUACUAAUGAAGAAAUCGACAUCAACGAGGCGUUAAAAAGAAAGCUAAUUGACAAAGCUACCGCGCGUCAACUUUUGGCACAACAAGGCGACUACGAAGAAGCUGUUUAACUGGUGUCCUUCAACUAAGGGUGGAUUCACAUUAAAAUUUCUCCUUGCCUGGAAGUGCCGACGUUAUUGUUGAUACGCGUUCUUAACCUACAUAUUUUAAUCUUAUUAUUUUAAAUUUAAUUUUUAAUUGAAAUUAUCUAGAAUACUGGUACCUGGUAUCUGGUAAUACUGGCUAAUUAAUUAUAUACCAAGCAUGAUUCGAAAUUCAUUGACAAAGUUUGUUUAUACAACAUAUUUCAGUGCAGAAUUUUCAAAGGAUAUCAAUAAAAAACGUUUUAUCAGAAUUAUUUACCUAUUGUCUUCGGUGGAUAAAAUCUUCUUGUACGCGAAUAACUAACUUUGCACAUUUUGUCGUGUCGUAUUGGUAAAUAAGUUCAAAAUAAGCUGGUAUAGUUGUCUAAUGUCGAUAUUGAUAAUUCUUCUUAUACAUGCUUGAAAUACAGCAGUCGCUUCUGUAUGAUAUUAAUCAGCUUUUUGCAGAGGAACUAAUUACGGCUGCCACUAUCUAUGAUCUACAUGAUUUGUACCCACAAAGCAAUUUACCUGUAUCAACAAUAGUAAUGCAUUCUUUUCUCUGUUUUCAUUUGAAAUCCACUAUCAUUUAAUAUACUUGAUCCGUAACCAAUAUUAAACCUAAUUCUUUUACAUUUAGUCGACCUCCCACUUGCAUAUACUUACAACCAUUUUAAUUAAAUAAGAUUAAGUCGCGAGAACUCUAGAAGCAGUCUCCCCCUUCAGUAAAACGACUAAUCUUUUCAAAGAGGGCAAAUAACGAGAAGCUAGGUCGGGUUCAAGAAUGAAGCGUGACCCCGAGCGUGCUGGAUGUAUGGAGGGGGACUUGGGAAUAUAGCUUCCUGUAGAUUAACAUAUAAGUCAAUCACAAUUUUUAAAUGUUCCACACGUCUACUAUUAACUACUACUGUUCUUUCACAGUAGUAUUAUAUUAUAUAUAUGCUAUAUAACUGCUGUACUCUUUUGUCAACUUUUCAAAUCACUGAAGCAUGUGUUUCAUGGAAUAAACCAGUGUA